This is a messenger RNA of Elgaria multicarinata webbii, 3496 nucleotides long. It is a transcript of the gene BCAN, whose product is annotated as brevican. The record is from RefSeq and is a predicted model, not a curated record. NCBI's taxonomy places the organism in Eukaryota, Metazoa, Chordata, Lepidosauria, Squamata, Anguidae. Gene Ontology annotation, cellular component: synapse; perineuronal net. Gene Ontology annotation, molecular function: hyaluronic acid binding; calcium ion binding. The transcript is spliced from 13 exons. Bases 50 to 3328 code for a protein of 1092 amino acids. Gene Ontology annotation, biological process: positive regulation of neuroblast proliferation; skeletal system development; glial cell differentiation.
CUGGGCCUGACUCCUUCUCUAUUUCCCCCUCUCCCUAACAGGAACCGCCAUGGCUUUCCUCCUGCUGGUGUUCUCUGCCUUUGCCCAGUUUGUCCCCACAGAUACAUUUCGUUUCUCCAGGGAAAGCUCAGAAGACCUCGAAGCUCUGCAGGUCUCGAUUGCAAGACAUCCACCCAUUCGAGCCGUGCUUUCUGGCAGCCUCACCAUCCCCUGCCACGUUACCUACCUGCGCCCCCUGCCCACAUCUGGAACCGUCGGGCGCCGUGCUGUCCAGGGGGCGCCCCGAGUGAAAUGGACCUUCCUGGCCGAGGGCAGAGAAGCGGAGAUCCUGGUCGCUCGGGGCCUGAAGGUGAAGGUGAGCGAAGGCUACCGCGACCGAGUCUCGCUGCCCUUUUACCCAGACUCGGUCACAGACGCCACCUUGGUCCUGAGUGAGCUGCGCUCCAAUGACUCGGGAGUCUACCGCUGUGAUGUCCAGCAUGGAAUCGAGGAUGGGCAUGAUGCGCUGGAGGUGAAGGUGAAAGGAGUCGUCUUUCUUUACCGAGAAGGCUCCACCCGCUAUGCUUACACUUUCGCCAAGGCCCAGGAAGCCUGUGCCCAGAUCCAAGCCCAGAUUGCAACUCCAGAGCAGCUGUACGCUGCCUACCUCAGUGGCUACGAGCAGUGUGAUGCAGGCUGGAUUGCUGACCAGACUGUCAGGUAUCCCAUACAGAACCCGCGUGAGGCCUGUUAUGGAGACAUGGAUGGGUUCCCGGGUGUUCGUAACUAUGGUGUAGUGGACCCGGAAGACAUGUAUGAUGUCUACUGCUACGCUGAAGAACUGUAUGGAGAGCUGUUUGUGGUGAGCUCCCCGGAGAAAUUCACUUGGGAGGAGGCCAAAGCACAGUGCCAGGGCCUGCGAGGGGAGAUCGCCACGACUGGCCAGCUGUACGCGGCAUGGAAUGAUGGUCUGGACCACUGCAACCCUGGAUGGCUGGCAGAUGGAAGUGUGCGCUACCCCAUCGUGACCCCCCGGGAGAAGUGUGGGGGGAAUGUUCCAGGAGUCAAAACCAUCUUCCUAUUCCGCAAUCAAACUGGAUUUCCGGAUCCCCAGAGCAAAUAUGACGUGUACUGCUUUAGAGAAGAGACAAGCCCUUUCUCUGAGUCUCCAGUCCCUGAGGCAGAGGGCAGCAAGGAGAUUGUGACUGUGACAGAAAAGAUGGAAGAGCUACGGCUGCCCAAAGCGGAGCGUGAGGUGGCGAAGGAAUCCCGAGGGGCCAUUUAUUCCAUGCCCCUUUUUCAGGACCUCCUUGAGACGCAGCAAAAGCCAAGCAGUGCGCCUGAAGAGGCAGUCCCACAAUGGCCCGAGGCAGGCCCAGGUGGCUGUGAACUAAGACCAGGCCACAGAGACGAGGAAGGGGGGGAAGGAAGAGAUGGAGCUUGCGCAGAGAGACGUGGGCAUGAAGAAGAGCCUGGGCUGGAUGCGGAGCAAGCCUUGAGCACAGAGGAAGACCAGGUGUUGGAUCCAAGUCAGCAGGGAGAAGAAGAGGAGUCGGAUGAGGAGCAGAACGUGCUUGGGCCUUCUGAGGCAACGUCAGAGGAGCCUGAGUCCACUGUGGGAGAUGUAGUGGAGAGCAGCACUGUUCAUACAUGGCCUGAAAUCUCUCCAGAUCUCAGCAGGUCUGAAGAUGUGAACAAACCCCGUGACUUCCGUGGCCCUGCAGAACCUGCCCAGGAGCAUGGAGGAGAAGGCACCAUCGAAGCUGACUCUUCUUAUAACCUGGAGGGCCAGGAGGCAAGCAGAGAGGCGGACGACUCUGACGAGCUGCACAAAGAUGUGUCGUCACCUGCCUCGGAGGCUGUUGCUGAAAGGAAGGUUUCUCCUCUAGAACAGGUGGCUCGUGAUACUAGCAUCAGCUACAGUGAUCCUGAAGGAGUUGGCAUUCCUCAUCAGGCUGAGGACAUGGGGCUGCCUGGUGCAGCUGCUGCUCCCACCACAGCUGGGCAGGCCAAGCAGUCCCCCAUGCACACAACAUCAGGGGGCAGGCUCAUUUCUGGACUCACCAGCCGCCCCUUCCCUAGUCACCCCAGCACGUCAGGGGAUGCAGAGUCUUCAGGGGCUGUGCCUCCAGGGACAGCCACACCUGUGGAGAUGACUGUGGUGUGGGAUACAGCACUCCCCAUAUCCCCAAGCACAAUGGCUGCCAGUCAGUCAGAAGAGAGCGAGGAGCAUUCUGGGUCUGUUUGGCUUCCCCCUGCUAGCACCACCAGUUUUCCCAGUUCCAGUCCUGAGGAGGUCUUGGUUGGCUCAGGACACUCAGUCAGCAUCCAUCUUCCUGAGGAGGAGCAUGAGGUUGGGCAGGCCACUGACACCCAAGACAUAAGUAGUGCCAAAGCAGGCCCAUCAGCAGAAGACUCAGACAAGGCAAGAGAAACCAGUAUGACAGCCACACUGCCAACAGGGAGCAAAGAGAGGCGUGAUGGAGAGAAGAACAUUGUCACCUCGCCCGCUGAGGGCACCUCUGGAGAACUGCCAGGCUUGGCAUUCCUGAGCACUCCAUUCAUGGAGCCCUCCUUGACCACGACCCACCCUCUGCCUGUCCUGCCCACUGAAAGCGCCAGCCUGGGAGCAGGGGGGAACAUUUCAGGUGACUGUAUGGCAGAGCCCUGUAAGAAUGGAGGCACCUGCACUGAUGAAGAAGGCCGCAUUGAGUGUCUCUGCCUACCAGGAUAUGCAGGAGAAACUUGUGAGAUUGAUCUGGAGAGGUGCCGACCCAGUUGGGAUAGCUUCCAAGGGUUUUGCUACAAGCAUUUUUCCACCCGGAGGAGCUGGGAGGAUGCUGAGACCCAGUGCAGGAAGCAUGGAGGGCACCUUGCUAAUAUCAUGACACCUGAAGAGCAGAGCUUCAUCAACAAUCAGUACAAGGAAUAUCAAUGGAUUGGCUUGAAUGACCGGACAAUUGAAGGGGAUUUCCAGUGGUCUGAUGGGAGCCCUCUGCUGUAUGAGAACUGGCACCCUGGGCAGCCGGACAGCUACUUCCUCUCUGGAGAGAACUGUGUGGUGAUUGUCUGGCAUGACGAAGGGAAGUGGAGUGACGUGCCCUGUAACUACCACCUGUCCUACACUUGCAAGAUGGGGCUAGUGUCAUGCAGCUUACCCCCUAAGGUGGCAGAUGCCCAAAUAUUUGGCAAACCAAAGCAGCGUUACGAAAUCAAUUCUGUCAUCCGGUACUGGUGUCAAGAAGGGUUUUCUCAGCACCACUCACCUGUCAUCAGGUGCCAGGAGAAUGGCCAGUGGGAGCAGCCACAAUUCACCUGUAUCCCAAGGAUAGAGCAAGACCAGGACUGAAGAUUCAUCAGAGACUGUCUUUCAUCCCAGAUUCACGAUCAAGUCAGGAGUGAUUUUGUAUGAAUCAUCAUGGAAAACCACCCUGAAAUGACAAUGGUGCCUUCUAUCCCCUUCUUUUUUUAUUACGUGUAUGUAUAUAUAAAGAAAUCCUAAUAACUAAAUAUUUCC